ACAAAAGUCAAAAGUUAAAACGUCGAAGUUGUUUUUACAAGGCAGUGUUUGAAUGGUUUGAAUGUCGCAGUUUUGGCGGAAUUUUGUUGUAAACAUAAAUAAGAAAUAGUUUCAAAUGGCAUUUGAACCGAUAUUAGAAGAUAUUGACGGAUUAAUAGUUAGUGUACGUGUUCGUAAUUUCUUUUGCCACGAAAACUUGGAGAUUAAUUUGAACCCAAACGUGAAUUUUAUAGUGGGCCGCAAUGGGAGCGGCAAAAGUGCUUUAUUGAGUGCUUUAGUUGUUGGUUUAGGAGGAAGAGCAGCCGAUACAAACAGAGGAAGCAGUUUGUCUACAUUCAUAAAGAAAGGGACAAACUCAGCAACAGUAGAGAUAAAGAUAAAGAACAACAGCCCGAACGCGUACAAACACGAUGUGUACGGCGACUACAUCACAGUGGUGCGCACUAUCAACGCUUCUGGCGGGUCCAGCUAUAAGGUGAAGGCGGCCUCAGGUGAGGUGGUAUCCACGAAGUAUGAAGAAGUAAAUGCAAUAAUACUCGCACACGACAUCCAAGUGAACAAUCCAAUAUCAGUACUGAACCAGGAUGACGCCAGGAGUUUUCACAACCCAGACAAAAAAACAUCAGAUUCCAAGAAGAAAUACUCGUUCUUCAGGCGAGCGACCAACUUGGAUCAAACCAUGGAAAAUUACGAGAAAGCUCAGGAGGGCUGUAACAUGGCCACCUUAAAAUGGAACAGGAAGAAAGAUGCUUGUGCAGAACUAGAAAAAGAAUACAAAAAAUGGAAAAUGAGCUAUGACCAAUUGCAAUCGCGCGACGAGGUGGAGUCUCAGAAGAAAAAGUUGCAAAACGAGUACUACUGGAGCGAGAUAGCGGAGCUCGAGCGCGACUACAACGACAUACAGAGAGAAUACGACAAGUCGCAGGCGAAGAUAGACAAGAUGAUGCGUAAGCUUCACCAGAUGAAUGAUACCUUCGGUGGCAGUAACGCGAUUAUUGAGGCACUAAAGAAUAAAAUGGAAGAAAAAAAGCAGGAGAAAGCGGUGUACCAGCAGGAAUUACAGGAGUUGGAGUCCCAGGCGCGAGAGACGCAAACGAGCCUGCGCAGUGCACACCAGGCCACUGCUAAACAACAAGAGCUGCUCAAACGCGAGCGCAGGAAAGUGACAGACCUCGAGCGAGAGAUCAGCAAUAUCGAGAGCGGCGGCGCGGCGGCGGAGCGCGGGCGGCUGGAGGCGGCGGCGGAGAGCGCGCGCGCGGCGGCCGGCAGCGCGCGCGCCCGCGCCGACACCGCCGCGCACCACGCCGACCAGGCCCGCCACCACGCCGCGCACCAGGCGCAGCUGCACGACCGCGCCGCCGCGCACGCGCAGCGCCAGCGCGAGCGGCUCAAACAAUUGAAGCAGGAGUACCGCGAGCUGGAGUCCCGCGGGAACAACUCCCUGGCGGUGUAUGGCAAGCACAUGGUGGAACUGUGCCUGGAGAUACAAAAGGCCGUCGCCAGGGGAGAGUUCAGCGCACCACCUAAAGGACCAGUAGGUUCUUACCUUAAAGUGAAAGAAAAGGAAUGGGGAGGUGCGUUAGAACACAUCCUCGGAGGCACUGUCCGGUCCUUCUGCGUCAACACUGCAGAAGACUCGCGGAAACUGUUCGACAUCAUGGGCAGGGUGUACGGGCGCGCGGCCAAGCCGUCGGUGACGUGCAGCAAGUUCCUGCCGGCGCGGCACGACGUGUCGCGGCACCGCGUGCGCGCCGCCGGACACGCCUGCGCGCUCGACGCGCUGCACGUGCCCGACGUCGUCGUCGCCAACCACCUCAUCGACAGCCUCGGCCUCGAGGCCAUCCUGCUCGUGCGCGAACACAGCGACGCCAUUCGAUUGUCGGACAACGCGGAGAACGUGCCGGUGAACUGCGCCAAGAUAGUAACGCUGGACACGACCGAAUACCACCCGGCGCCCAACUACCGCAGCUAUGGCGGCAAACGGCGCGAGAGCCAGUACCUGCAGGUCAGCACUGCUGAGAGGAUAAGACAAGUGCAAGCGGAAAUCGAAGAAGCGGAAGCUCACCUGCGGAAGCUGGAGGAGCGCGCGGCGGAGCUGAGCGCGGAGCUGCGGCAGGCGCGCGCGGCCGAGCGCGGCGCGGCGCACGAGCUGGAGGCGCUGCGCCGCGCCGCGCACGACGCCGCCGAGGCGCAGCGCCGCGCCGCCGACCGCCUGCAGCAGCUGCACGCGCCGCACCACGCCGUGCUGGUGGAGGAAUUAAAUGUGACCAAGAACAAAGUAGAAAGUCUACAGGAACAAUUGGAUGUUCUAUUGGAUAAAGAGCAGCAGUGUAAACAGAGAGCGGACGAAUUGGACGAGAGGAUAACACAACUCAAGGAAAAAGUAGCUAAAGCCAAUAAGGAGUGCAGAAUUCUAAGUGAAGAAAUAGACCAGGAGCAGAUGAAGGUGGAUAGAGGCAUGUCGGAGCGCGCCAUGUACGAGCAGCGCGUCAACGAGGACAACGCCAAGCUGGCGCGGGUGAAGGACAUCCUCGAUGAGAAGCAGGCCGUCAUCAGCAAGAAGACCGAGCAGGCGCUCAAGCUGUGCCCCAAGGUCGACAACGCCAGGGAGAAGAGUGUAGUGACAGACGAACUGAAGAAGAUCCAGCAGAAGCUGAGCUCGAUCCGCAGCGACGGGAUGAGCAAGGCGCAGGUCGCCGAGCGGCUGCUGGACGUGCAGACCAAGUACAACAAGACCACCCAGGACCUCAACCGACUGCAGACCCUCAUACACGAGAUCAAGGACGCGAUCAGCAAGCACCUGAAGUACUGCCACCUCGUGCAGACGCGCAUCGCCGCCCGCGCGCAACACUGCUUCAACUCCAUGCUCACGCUGCGCGACUACACCGGCAGCAUGGACAUCGACCACGUGAACGGCACGCUGGAGGUGUGGUGCCGCGGGCGGCAGGCGGAGGGCGCGGGUGGUGCGGGGGGCGCGGGGGAGGGCGUGUCGGCGCUGUCGGGCGGCGAGCGCUCCUACUCCACCGUGGCCUUCAUCAUGGCGCUGUGGGAGUGCGUCGACCUGCCGUUCUUCUUCAUGGACGAGUACGACGUCUUCAUGGAUAACGUGAACCGCACGAUAGUGACGAACAUCCUCCUUAACCACGCGUCCAAGCACAGCAACAGACAGUUCGUGUUCCUCACACCGCAAGAUGUCCCCAACAUCGUCGCCUCUCCACAAAUAAGCAUACACGUAAUGGCCGAUCCGCGUCCAUAGCCCACGAGAAAUUCAAUGCAUUAUGUACAAAUGACAAUAUCAUGGGGAGUUAUAUUUUUAUAUAGAUUGUAUUUUUGCUGUACGUAUAGUUCUAUUGUACCAAAGCGGUGUUUUAAAUAUAAAUGUAAGUGUUUUAAUUAAA
Molecule: messenger RNA, 3398 nt
Organism: Manduca sexta (tobacco hornworm)
Lineage: Eukaryota; Metazoa; Arthropoda; Insecta; Lepidoptera; Sphingidae
Gene: SMC6
Product: structural maintenance of chromosomes protein 6
Exons: 18
Coding region: 116-3256 (1046 amino acids)
Biological process (GO): double-strand break repair via homologous recombination
Cellular component (GO): Smc5-Smc6 complex; site of double-strand break; nucleus
Molecular function (GO): ATP hydrolysis activity; damaged DNA binding; single-stranded DNA binding
Source: RefSeq, a predicted model, not a curated record